UAAUGUUAUGGCGUUAUUACUCUAUAGUUUUAUCAUGAAAACAACAAAUUAUACUAUAUAGAAUUUUAUGUUCUUUCUAUAUCCAAGUGCAAUAAAUAUUUUAAUAAAUUAAUUUGUGGACAAGUAGAAAUCUAAUCCAUAAGAAACCACUUUAGGUGCAAGGUAACACAGAAACUCCAAGUUGAACAUGUCAGAUUGUUGAGACUCAGAGUCAUGAAUAUGAAGUUCUAAAACUUUUGUUAAACUUUAUGAACCGUAGUUGUUCAAGCAUGCAUAACACCCACACACUACUGCCAUAUUGAACACAUUGCGAAUUUCACAAUAACAAGGAAGUACUGCCAGUGUGUAGCUAGUUACAUUGUAGUAGGGAGAUACCAAACGAGAAUGAAGAAAUAUAUUCAUUGCAGCAUCAUUGCAUUAAUCUUGGUGGUUGUUGGUUGUAAAGGUAGAUAUCAAAAAUGUUGGUAUAUUGUGACAUUAUCCAAUUAAGUUAACUGUCAAAUAUUUCUUAGGGGUUAUCAUUAGCCUACCAGCAUAUGGUGACACUGCAACAAGAGCAUUUGGUAUAAGCAACCUUAAGAUAUCAACAACAAUAUCAACAACUGGUGUUUCUAGCUGUGGAUGGAGAUAUGGGGGAGAGUUUGAUGUUAAUGCAUUUUAUUCUCGGUUUGGAUGCAGCAACGACACUGGUGUAAAUGAAACAAUCACUUGUGUUAACAAUGCUACUGCAAUGACAUCACAACUAGCAUUGUUACAACCACAAUACAAGGAUUUGAAUAUAAACAUGCAGUGUUCUCCAUCACCAAGUUAUUCAGUAAAUAUUGUUCUUAAAGCAUGUUCAACUGGUAUUAUAUCUCCUGGUGUGAUCCUGUCUAAGCAAAGCACAUCACCAUGUGGAUAUGGAUGUACAGCAAGAUUUAGUUGUGCUGCUGGAUAUACUGGAAACACAGUGGAUGCAACUUGUAAUGAGCAAGCUACUUGGAGUCCUGCACCUAACUGUUCACUUGUUCAGCCGCAUUUGACCAUCAGCCUUCCAACAACUGGUAACACUGCAACCAAAGCACUUGGUAUAAGCAACUUAAAAAUUAUAACAACAAUAUCUGUAACCACAAACAAAGAUUGUGUGUGGAAGAAUGGAAACAAAGUUCUCUUAGGUCAGUUUUAUUCUGAAGCAUUUGGGUGUUACAACUUCACUAGUGUAAAUGAAUCAAUCACUUGUGUUAACAAUGCUGGUACAGUGACAUCACAACUAACAUUGUUACAACCACAAUACAAGGAUUUGAAUAUAAACAUGCAAUGUUCCCCAUCACCAAGUUAUUCAGUCAAUAUUGUUCUUAAAGCUUGUUCAUCUCCGACAACCAGCAAUGUUCAAGUCAACCCAUCAAGUGGUGUCUACAACACUCAAGCUGACUUUCAGUGUUCCCAUGGUUCAACUUUAUUUUAUGUAAAUGGAACAACUGGAAACACUGCAACCAAAUGCCUUGCUACAGCAGAGUGGGAGAAUGAAAAAAUAGUUCAAUGUUGGGCAGGAAAAGCAGCUCAAUUGAGACAAGUGAAGUUCAAGGUGCAAGAACAACAGAAUACAAUAUAUGAAAAUACGUCUUCAAAACAACAAUACAUGGAUUUUAACACCGGAAAAGAAAUGUCAUUUAAUCUUGGAAGUGGACCCAUGGAAGAAACAUAUACUUCAAUGAGUGGGAUUGAAGAUAAAAAUAAAUAUGAAAUAUGAACCUGAUUUUUUAUGUUUGUUUCAUUGUAUACAUUUUUUCAGAAAUUUUAAGGACUAUUGUUUAAA
Ciona intestinalis (vase tunicate) is the source of this 1795-nucleotide messenger RNA. The record is from RefSeq and is a predicted model, not a curated record. NCBI's taxonomy places the organism in Eukaryota, Metazoa, Chordata, Ascidiacea, Phlebobranchia, Cionidae.